This is a messenger RNA of Aspergillus pseudonomiae, 312 nucleotides long. RefSeq lists its product as uncharacterized. The coding region runs from base 1 to 312 and encodes 103 amino acids. The transcript has a single exon. NCBI's taxonomy places the organism in Eukaryota, Fungi, Ascomycota, Eurotiomycetes, Eurotiales, Aspergillaceae. The record is from RefSeq and is a predicted model, not a curated record.
AUGACAGACAAUCGUCAAAAGGAGGAUUCAAAUACUAGGAAGGCAGAUAUAGGCAUUGUACUAAGCCGGGCCGAAAUCCUGAGGCUCAGUAAUGCCGGCCAGAAGAGCAAAGACAAGAGGGCGGCGCUUCAUCCAAGUGUGCAGGCAAUGGCCACAACUGGUGACUCUGCCGAGCAAAACAGGACAACAAAACAACACGAAAAGGAGGACAGCACGAAACAGCGUGAGGGAGAACAGAACUACACAACGCCUCCCUCAAAGGCAGUUAGAGAAGAGAAAAGGACGAGCUCUAGUAACGGUGCUGACCCAUAG